This is a messenger RNA of Zymoseptoria tritici IPO323, 1239 nucleotides long. RefSeq lists its product as uncharacterized. NCBI's taxonomy places the organism in Eukaryota, Fungi, Ascomycota, Dothideomycetes, Mycosphaerellales, Mycosphaerellaceae. Gene Ontology annotation, biological process: lipid metabolic process. The transcript is spliced from 4 exons. The coding region runs from base 1 to 1239 and encodes 412 amino acids. Gene Ontology annotation, molecular function: phosphoric diester hydrolase activity. The record is from RefSeq and is a predicted model, not a curated record.
AUGUUGGCCUUAUCCCUCAUCUUGAGCCACGUGCUCUCCGCAGCGAUCGCUGCUCGCUUGCCGUACGACGUGCAUAAAAUCAUUGAUGCCUUUAGACACCCCCACGAUGAUCUGAUCAUACUCUGUGCUCACCGUGGAAGCCGCUGGAACGGCACAACCGAAAACUCUCGAGAUGGCUACUUCCGCGCCACGCAGAAUGGAAUCGAAUGCAUCGAGACUGACAUCCGCAUGAGCGCUGACGGCCACAUCGUCAUGCUCCACGACGCCGGCCUCGGACGAACGACAGACGUCGGCGAGUACACCGGCCAGACAGCGUACAACCCUUUUACGGGGCAGGGCUAUAACCCUCUGCUGCGGAAAUCCAAUUACUCCGGCUUCGUGGAGAAUCUCCAUCUCCGGGAUGAAGGCGGGAGAGUCCACAUCGAGACCGUGCCACUAGUCACCGAUCUCGUGCAGAGUAUCCACGAUACCGGAGCGAACGUCGUCUUACAGCUGGACUUCAAAGAGAAAGACGCCGUGGCGCCGACGUACUAUGCGUUGAAAUCCAUGACCAACGCCGCCGGUGUUCCUGCGAAUGAGUGGUGCAUUUACAAGACGCAAGCGGUGUGGUGGAAGACGCCGGAGGACUUUGAAGCCGAGGCGUGGGUGCAGGAUGCGUUUGCUAACAAUAUUUCGUUGACUCUGUUGCCCGUGUAUCAGCCCGCGGACUCGUGGUCGUGGGACAUUGCGGCUUCGGUGAAGGCUUUUCAGCGGACGAAUUAUUCGAUCAGUUCAGAGUUCGAGAAGAAGUCCCAAGGGGGUCCACUGCAGGAAGGCCAGGAUGCUGUCUUGGAUGGUCGAGCAGAAGGGAAUUUUGACGACGAGGAAUCGCGCCGGGAUGUUGCUGACAUCUGCACCAGUUUUGCGAUCGGAGACUUGGUCCAGCCCAUCUCUACAGCAUUCUACGACACAGCGAACUUUAGCCUCCCCGCCGACGAGCGUGUCAACGGUUCCGUGUUUCAAUAUUCAGAAAACCACGCACCUGUAUUGCUGGAUAUCUUCGCUGGUAACGCCACGUCCGAUGGCCGCGAUCAUCGUAGCGACUUCGACUGGAUCCUCCAGCAGGGAAAUACGUGGGUGAUUGCGGAUACAGCAGAUCUAUGGCAUGCGAGACUGCAAGCCGAAGGGAAGAGGAAUCUCACUCGGAUGCUCGCUGAUGGAAAGAGCCUUCCAGAGCCUGGGAGAGGUUGGUAUGUGUGA